Linum tenue is the source of this 782-nucleotide messenger RNA. The record is from the annotation of a GenBank genome assembly. Lineage: Eukaryota; Viridiplantae; Streptophyta; Magnoliopsida; Malpighiales; Linaceae.
CAUCAAUAAACCAGACGAAGAACAAGGGGAGCAGCUGAAAAAUACCAACAGGGACAAGAUUGAGAAGAAAGGAAGAGAAAGAAAUGAAGCUGAUAUGGUCCCCUGAAUUGGCUACCAAAGCCUAUCUCGAUACUGUUAAAGCAUGUGGGAUUAGCCAGGAAUCCGGCGUAGCAGAGCUGGUUUCGGCUAUGGCGGCCGGCUGGAACGCCAAAUUCACAGUGGAGACAUGGUCCCGCGGCGGGCCGGUGGCGACCAGCAUCGGCCUCGCCGUCGCCAGCCGUCACUCCGGCGGGCGGCACGUGUGCGUGGUCCCCGACGAGAAUUCCAGAUCGGAGUAUUUGCAAGCACUGCGUCAGGCUGGCGGUGGGAAUUCGAUUAAUAUUCUGCCGGCGGCCAAUCAGGUGGUGGUGGGGGGACCGGAAGAGGUGAUGCAAGGGCUGGAGGGGAUCGAUUUCCUUGUGGUAGAUUCGCGGCGGAAGGACUUCGCCAGGGUGCUGAGAGCGGCCAAGCUCAGCGGCAGGGGAGCGGUGCUGGUGUGUAAGAACGCUAGUUCGAAGCAGGCGGCGAGCUUUCUGUGGCGGGGCGUUCUGGAUGGCGGGUCGACCAGGCGGUUGGUCCGGUCGGUUUAUCUUCCUGUUGGCAAAGGGCUGGAUAUUGCACACGUGGCAACUAGCGGUGCCGCGAGCAGUACCGCCGUCGGCGGGCAGAGUAAAAGCAGCCAGAGCAGGUGGAUCAAACAUGUUGAUCGAGAGUCGGGGGAGGUUCAUGUUAUCAGAAAGUGA